Molecule: messenger RNA, 2005 nt
Organism: Oncorhynchus keta (chum salmon)
Lineage: Eukaryota; Metazoa; Chordata; Actinopteri; Salmoniformes; Salmonidae
Product: protein spire homolog 1-like
Exons: 3
Coding region: 969-1367 (132 amino acids)
Biological process (GO): actin filament polymerization; establishment of meiotic spindle localization; cleavage furrow formation
Cellular component (GO): cytoplasmic vesicle membrane; cell cortex
Molecular function (GO): actin binding
Source: RefSeq, a predicted model, not a curated record
UGCCUCUGAUCUGGACACUAAACAGAGAACAUCCCUGGUCAUCCCUACUACCUCUGAUCUGUUGGACUCACUAAACAGAGAACAUCCCAUGUCAUCACUACUGCCUCUGAUCUGGAGGACUCACUAAACACACAUGCAUAGUUUGUAUAGAGUGUUAAAGUGUGCCCCUGGCAACCAUAAAUACAAAAAAAAACAAGAAUGAAUCAUGACAUCUGGUUUGUUUAAUAUACUUGUAGACUUUUACCCAAGAAGUAUUUUACUCAGUGACUUUCACUUUUACUUGAGAUAUUUUUUAUGAAGGUAUCGUUACUUUUACUCAAGUAUGACAAUUGGGUACUUUUUCCACCACUCGUGUGUAGGUUUUUUUGUUUUGGCUCUGAGACGAUGCGGGCUCUGAGACCAUGCGGCACAUGCCAUCAUCGGCGUCAAAGAUGAUCUAUUAUCUUGACAAGAAAGCCGAGGGACCGCGCAAACUACAUGUCCUCAAUGAGUGAAGUCAAGUGAGAUCAGGUGGGCCCAUUGUAGCCACUGAGAGGGCAGACAUGCGUGCGAACAACACGCAUAACUGAGUCGUUUUUCUUAAAGUUUCCGAAAUGUCACAUGCACCCACUUAUAUCAGUACAUUUGUAACAGACUAAACAUUACGAAAUGUAUAUUCGAUCAAAUAAGCCUCACGUAAUUCGACACUCUCUCGUAGACCUCCAUACAAAAAGGUUUUAGCUCAGGGAGACAGAUUUUGGGUGGAGUAAAUCCUCUCACUUCUCUUCCUCUCUGUUGGCGGCCAUAAUAAACCCCUGUAGGUGAAAUCAGUGGAUGAGAGACGGUUGAGGAACACGGCCGUAACAAUCUAUUUUUCAGUAUCAAGACGCGUUUCUCAUACAUAUAUAUAUUUUUUUCUCUCGAGAACUGCCAUUAUUUACGUUGAUAUAAUAUUAUGGUGUGAAGAUGGCCUGACGGCCGGGGACGGAAUGUUAAUCUCACCAACGCUUCUCCAAUAUAUCCGCGUUGACCAGUAUCUCUACUCCUGGGACUUGAACAUGGAUAUCGCCGAUGGAGCGGAGGAUCUUUCCUUGGAGGAGAUUUUAUCGUUGUACAGCCAGCCGAUCAACGAAGAGCAGGCAUGGGCUGUUUGUUACCAAUGUUGCAGAACUUUGGCUCGGAAACACCGCAGGAGAAAUUCCCAGACUUCUGGCUCAUCUGUUGGGGAUUUGCCGAGAAGGAUUGAAGGACCUGGCGAUGUACGGAUUCUGAGAGAUGGAACAGUUCAAUUGCACCACCAAGACCGCACAGAUAAAUACAGACCUCCCAACACGUCCUUAGAGAGCCCAGUGCCCACCAUGGAAACCAUGAGCGACCAUUUGUACUGAGUUGGCGUGAUAACGGCAUAGACGGCUUGGCGCUGAGAUAAGGGGUUUCUCUCUCUCCUUUAUCACUCUCCAGCUCCCAGACAUUUGAUUGUCACACUGAAUUGGAAGGCUCUAGAUAUAUACUUUUUUUGUUGCUUUUUUUCAGUGUUUUCAUUGAAUUGGAAAAAAGCUAAAUCACUGAAACGGACAUUGAAUCUCAAUGGAAUAAAACACUGACAGGAGUUGAGGCUGUGGAAAUCUACCCACACUGCACCUAUGUCAAUAUAAGGCUUGUCUCUAAACAAUUGUUGGAAAAAUUACUUGUCAUGGACAAAGUAGAUGUCGUAACCGACUUGCCAAAACUAUAGUUUGUUAACAAGACAUUUGUGCAGCGGUUGAAAAACGAGUUUUAAAGACUCCAACCUAAGUGUAGACACAUUCACACACUUUACUUUGUUGAAAGGGUAACAAUGGCACAGUUUGGAAGAGGAAUAGGCAAAGCAUGAAUAUGUUAGCUACAUUAACUACCUAAGAGAACAUUUUAAUGUAGCCGAAGAUUAUAGGGUCCCAUAGGAAAUACUGACCAACACUUUGGUUCCUAACCUGUCACAAUAACUCGUCCCUAGCAUUUGCAUUCGUUGUCAUGUUGAAUACUGUAU